UGGUUCACAGAAGCCGCACCGCGCCCGCGCCGUAUACGGCACAGAAGCCGUUGGCGUAGCCGUUGCGCGCCGUAAAACGAGCGCCAUGGAUUUGGAGAGUCGCCAGCCUUUGAAAGGUGAGGAGGUGCGCAGCAGCGACUGGCCUGUGCAGCAAGCGGAGCCCACAGGGAAUGCCAUGUUCUGUCGGCCCUGGUGCAUUUGCCUCCCCUGCGGUUCAGUCCUCGUCUAUCUCAUGAGCUUGUUUGCGUUGGUGGUCUUCAGUUUCCUUAGCUUGGUCGCAGGUGUUCUUUGUUGUCUCCCCUUCGCUUGCAUCUUCUCAUGGACAACCUUUUGGCGCUGGUGCCCAUUGAACUGGCGGACGGAUUUGUAUGUGAAAAUGAUCUACAUCUCCUACUAUUUGCAACACAGGAAUGUGAAGCAGCCUGCUGCAGAUGCCAAGCACAUGCCGGUCUCAGAUUUGAAACCGAAAGGAGAGUUGAAGAAGUUUUGGGUGGACUUUGCAUUAAAUCUGCAGGUUCCACAGGGACCAGAAGAACAGCUGCCUGACAGGUACUUAAACCCCACGUCGCGCGAGAACUACAUCGAGCGACAUCUCACGGUGCUGCCCAUGACCGAGUAUUCCUUCUAUGACUCCUUUGGUCCGGACGAAAACCCGGUGGACUUCGUGAUGAAGCAGAUGGCCGCGGUGUAUCCGGAGGUCUAUCAGGAGUGGCCGGACAAGCGGAGCGACGAGGCGCUGACGCGCUUUUGCCUCUACGGCAUUGGCGCUCAACGUGUGGAGGUGGAGAUGUGCAACGGAAAGAAGCACUACGUGGUGCGAACCAACAUGCUCAGUGGCCUCCCGGUCAUGGACGCCUUCGAGCGCUACGGAGGAGAUGCCUAUUUCGAUGAGCAGUGGCGGCCGGUGAAGAUCGUGGACGCUGGUUUGUCUCCGCCCAAUGCGGCCUGGGACAGCCAGGCGCCCGUGGUGACCCAGCCCGGCGAUGAAGGAUGGGAGCGUGCGAAGUUCCGCUUCCGCUCCUCGCUGUUCAGCUUGGUGACCUUAGUCGACCACCUCUACGGCAUCCAUCUUCAGACGGCCAAUCUCUUCGUGACCGCUUUGAGAGAACAGAUGUCUCCAGAGCAUCCGAUCCGACGCUUCUUGACACCCUUCACCUACCAAACCAUUGCGGUGAACGACAACGCGGCGCACAACCUCACGGCACCACGCUCGAUGGGUCCGCGCUGCUUCGCCUUCACCGAGCGCGGCUUGGCGCUGGCCUUCGCCGCAGCGCCCAACCUGCUGGUGAACGGCCAGGCGGUGCCUGAAAAGGAGGGCGGCCCGUUCUUGAAUCUCAAGGACUACGUCGCCUAUUUGAAGGGAAAGGGCAUCGACACGGAGUAUUGGAGGCAAGCGAUGGAGCUCCAUGGAAUCUUUGAGACCUUCCUGGACGAGUACUUGGCAUGUCACUUGCCGGGAGGAUCUCUUGACGGACACCGAGCUCAUGAAGUUUGCGAAUCAAUUCUUCAUGAAGCUGGAAGGUGUGACGCCGGAGAGUUUGAGUCACAAGGCGGUGCCCUUCACGAGCGACGCAAAGGGCAAAGUGAAAGGAGAAGAUGCCCACGCCUUCUAUGUGAAGUGGAUUGCUACGGUGAUGUGGACGGUGACGGCGGGCCAUGAGCAAGAGGGUGCUGUGGAGGUCUAUGCGCAGGACGUCUCCUGGACGGCCUUCAAGUGGCUCCACGGGCAGCAGAUCGGCACCAAGCAGACGGCCACCUCUCAAGCGCUCCUGAUGUCCUUCACCUCUACGCCCAUGCCAAAG
Messenger RNA from Durusdinium trenchii, 1802 nucleotides. NCBI's taxonomy places the organism in Eukaryota, Dinophyceae, Suessiales, Symbiodiniaceae. The record is from the annotation of a GenBank genome assembly.